UUUUUCUUUUAACCCUCAUCCUAGUUUAGUCCGUGGGCAGGACUCGCAUAAUAAUAUUUCCAGUCUCAGCAACUCGCAUCACAGACACGAACUCAGGACCGCCCCCCCCCUUUUUUUUCCUCCCAAUCUCCCAAAUCGUUUUAUUAUUAUUUUUUAAGUGAUCGCUCCUUUUGCGCGCUGCUCCUGCUGCUGCCGAAAUCCCCAUCUUCCCAGGGUGCAUGCUUUUGGCAAGAUUGUGCAGUGUUCUCAGUCCAUUUUCAGUGUGUCUUAUCUUAAUUUGUCCUGAUCCGAUCUAAGCGCGAUAGCCACCACUUGCUUUCAAUUUGUAGGAUUUUUCCCCCCUUCUUGGUUUGCUCCCGACUACCCUCGGAGUAUUUCCCUCUCUCCUAUUUCCAGGGUUGCAACUUACUCUGCCUUUUCUUCUUUUUUUUUCCUCCCCUCUUUUGAAUUGCUUCAUGUUACUAAUCAUUCCUAAAUUGUAAGAGAGAUUAAUUCCCCCUCCUCUUCCACCACCACCAGCACCACUACCACCAUCACCUCCUCCUCCUCCUCCUUCUCCCCUUCUCUUCUCCUUUUUGGCAGCACCAGGACGUCCGGUGUGGUGGUGGCAGCGAGCAGCAAAAGCAGCAAGAGCUCGUUUUGAUUCCUCCCCUUCCAAGGUGCUUUGGAGAGACUGGUUUCAGGCUGAGCAGCAGAAAUCACGAUGAGUGCACAAGGUGAGGGACCCGGUCAGCCUUCCACUGCUGCCCAGGAUCAACCUGCAACCGCAGAGCUUCAGAAGAGAGGACGAGGCAGACCCAGGAAACAAACAGAAGAACCAACUGGUGAACCAUCUCCUAAAAGACCAAGAGGAAGACCCAAAGGAAGCAAAAAUAAGAGUCCCUCUAAAGCAGCUCAGAAGGGAGCAGAAGCCGCUGGUGAAAAGCGACCCAGAGGCCGACCCAGAAAAUGGCCUCAACAAGUGGUUCAAAAGAAGCCUGGUCAGGAAGAGACUGAAGAAACGUCCUCACAAGAGUCUGCAGAGGAAGACUAGGACACCGCACCAUGCAAUUUCUACCUCAUCAGCAGUCUUUUGAAGGGAGAAGACACUGCCUUGACCACUUACUUUCUGUUGCCAUGAUCUUUCCACUUUUGCCUGAAAGGGGGGGCGGGGGGGAAGCGAGGGGAAUCACAUAACCUUAAAAAGGAUUUGACUAAUCAUCUUUGUAAUCCCUUCACAGUCCCAGGUUUAGUGAAAAACUGCUGUAACAGAAAGGGGACACAGAUUAACGAUGCAACUUUUAAUUACUGUUUUCUUUUUUCCUAUUAAUAGUUUGUUUGAGUUGCUAAGUAAGGGUGAAUGGGUCCAGAAG
Molecule: messenger RNA, 1352 nt
Organism: Manacus vitellinus (golden-collared manakin)
Lineage: Eukaryota; Metazoa; Chordata; Aves; Passeriformes; Pipridae
Gene: HMGA2
Product: high mobility group AT-hook 2
Exons: 5
Coding region: 704-1033 (109 amino acids)
Biological process (GO): regulation of DNA-templated transcription
Cellular component (GO): chromatin; nucleus
Molecular function (GO): DNA binding; transcription coregulator activity
Source: RefSeq, a predicted model, not a curated record